UUCACAGAUUUGAAGGCUGUAAUUUUUUGCACUUUAUUUAUUUUUAGCAAUUUAUUUGCUGAAUUUGCUUUAUUUUGCGUAUUUAAUAUUUAUUUUAUAUCUUUUUUCAUUGUUGUACAAGCUUUUGAUUCCUAAUUUUUUUUGUAGGAGUACUUUAAUAAGUUAUUUUAGUUAUCAUAUGCCUACCAUUUGUCCUGAGCUGAGGUUUGUGAACCCGAAUUCAGCCUCACACAGAGUUACGAUUUUAAGAAGCUUAUUAAGAAAGAUGAAUAGUGGAAGACGAGCCCAAUGAACCCGGAGCCGGUCCACCUGGACCAGCUUCUCGAAGGACUCUGGAGCGAAAGCUGGAGGCGGGUCUGCCCGGACCCCCUCCUCGAAGGACUGGGGAGUGAAGACUGACGUCGAACCCUCGCAGGCUGGAGCAGAGGCGGACAUCGGACACUCGCAGACAGGAGCAGUGUUGUGCGUCGGACCCUCACAGACUGAAACAGUGGCGUGUGUCGCACCCUCGCAGGAUGGAGCAGUGGCGAGUGUUGGUCCCUGGCGGACUGGAGCAGUGCCGUGCAUCGGACCCUUGCAGACCGGAGCAGUGCCGUGCUUGGACCCAUGCAGACAGGAGCAGAUGCGAGCGUCGCACCAACGCAGGCUGAUGGACUGGCGACCAUCGCAUCCACGCAGACUGGAGGACUGGCUACUGUCGCACCAAUGCAGACUGGAAGACUGGCGAGCAUCGCACCCACGGAGAGAGGAGCUGAAGCGGCAGCCAGACCCUCUGCGAAUGGAGCAGGGUCCAGAUUAUCCACUUAAUCGUGGACGUGUUUAGAAGUGUUCUUUCUGGCUUUGACUGGAUGAGCUAUAGGCUCAGCUCUGGGUGGCUGAGCAGCUACUGACCCAAUUGUCUCUAGCUGGGGGACGGGAGGCAUAACUGAAACAACUGAUCGAGGGAAUAAAUCUUCUCUGUCCCCAUAAAAGAAGGCCCACAGAAGCGACUCCUGAAUAUGUAGAGCUCUGGCUGGAGGAGGCGUGGUCUUCCGCACAGCGGCAGAAGAUCUUAGUCGUGGGGCCAGCUGAGUGUCGUAGAGGUGGUGGUAGAGACAAUGGGGAACUCAAUGGCGUCUAGCCUGGCUCACCGGGGCAGCCGGGAUGACCUCAGGCUAACUCACUGGGGAGACUCGGUCUGAAACACCAGAGGAGCUGUGGUGGUGUCAGGCUGAGCCUCAGGAGGGACAACAGAGGCGUUUCUGUGUCAGCGGGCACAGUGUUUGUGCUGGGAGGGGUUUGUUGGCAACGAGGACGCUAUUGUGGGCGAGGAGGAAGCAGAAGUAGCGGGUGCAGCAGGCGAGAUGGACAAACAGGUGAGUGGUGGUCAGGGAGGAGGUGGCUUGUUGAGGAGCUGAGAAACCGCUGCACGAUGAUUCCAGUCCAGUUUCUCAAACAGCCCAGUUAUUUUAAGAUGUGACAGGAGGAAAGCGUUAUCUCUUAACAUAUCCCGUAUUUGGGCUACUGCAACCACCCGCCUCCAAGGUGGGCUAAGCGUAGCAACGGUAUCCAAACUUUCUCUUAGUUGUCUGAAGAAGAGCUCCGCCGCGUCACGCGGGAUGAUCUCUGCUGAGUCCAUCUUUAAGCAGAUUCCUUCACGAAAACUCGUACUGUCAUUGUCAUGAGUUGUUAGACGAACCUGAACACAGCCACACACAGAGCUUAGUUUAAGAGCUUUUAUUGAAGGUUGAGGGUUGUGGAGGAUGUGACCAACAGCUUAUACCAGGCUGGAGCAGGAGAGUGGUGAUGGUAGGAGCAGGAGGACAGACGGGAGCUGGAGAGCUGCGGGUGCAGUGCUGUUGAGCCAGGCAGAUGCUGGGAGAAGACAGGAAACCAAGGCAGGGAAUGCAGGCAGGCAGUCGUGAGGAAUGGACGAGAUAGAAAUGAAGACGAUCCGGCAGAGAGGAGCUGACUGAGGUGAGUUUAAGUAGAGAGGUUGGCAGGUGGAAUGAGUUGUGGAAUGUAUUAAUUUUGAUUCAUUUUUUAGUACACAUUUAUGAAGGUAUAACAUGCUUUUAAUGUGCAAUAUAUUUGCUUUGAGGCCUGUCUGUUUGUUAGAAGAAUAGAAUGUGAAUAGAUAAGGUUAAAUGAGCUGUUUACGAGCAAAAGUAUUAGGAGAGAGUUUCAAGGCCAGUCCUAGGCAGUGGGAAAGAACAGAAACUCCGGUUCACAUGCAGCUGGAGGAAACAACGAGAAGAUAGUUAUUAGGGAGUAAGAUAGCAAUAAGAUGUGUGCGUCAUUCAUUGUGUGACCUUGUAUAAUCUGUGUUCUAACUUUAAUAAAACUAGCCUGAGCGGGAGAGAGAGCGAGAGCUGUUGCCCGCAGUCGGCAGGUGUAUCAUCUCUCCCCUUUUGCAAAGCAGAUGGGAGUUUUGCUUACUGAAAGAUGUUCUGAGGGCAGAAACUAAUGGGAUUGGUUCAAUCAGGCAACCAAUCAGAACAGAGGAGAGGCGCGCCUAACUAAUUUGAAGUUAGCGAGAGAAGCAAGCGGUUGUUACUGUUUAUUUUCAUGGUCGCAGUUCUCGAUUAGCUAUAAGAACCAUUGGGAAGAUCAUGGAUGCCAUGUUUUAUCUGAAAGGAAAGCAUGAUCAAACAUGUGUCCUGACAUCACAUGUAAUUACCAAUAUAUUGGAGGGCACAAAAAGGGCCAGGAGCACCUACUUUGUGAAGGUAUGAUUAAUUUAUUGACCAACACACUAGACUGGAUGCAAUUUAUACACAACCUCACUCAUGCUUCAUGCUGGGUGAUAACAUAGUAGCCUGUAUAUGUUACCUAAGAAUACUGUGAAGCCCUCUACUUAUGUGGACAGUUGUGCUCUGAUAAUAAGCCUCUUUAACCAAGACUUGGCAAUCAUAAUCCUGACAAGACAAGACCUACUGUAUAUUGUUCUAUUACCCCAUCUCCCCAGAAUAACAUUCUACACAGCAGUAGGUAUAUCAUGGGCCCCUAUUUGGAGAAUGGUAACCACUGGACCUUUGUUGUAAGUAAACAUAGUGCUUACUAUGUAAGUAAUGUUUUAUUGUUUAAGUUCUCUGAUAAUUCUGCAUUGGGAUAAUCAAGUUAUGAUCGUCUUCUCCUCCAGUGGUCAAGGAGAGUCAUUACUGUACAUGUAAUUUCUCUCAAACCUGUUCCACCACUCCAGGUUCCAAACAUAGUUCCAGUUUCUGUCGCUGUUUACAAACUUUACCAAUGCUCUCUGUCUCUGUCCUGGUUUUUGUGCUUCAAAUCACUAAAGUUACUGUUUCCUUUUUGUAGCAUUUUGACCUAACCUCCAAGGUCAUUACAUAUGCCAAUUCUUUGGGUGAGUCUACGGAUAAGAUGUCCGCAAAUCAAAGACAAUUGGGGAAAAUUUGCAGAGGCUAGGCAGACAACUGGACCUUGGACUAUUAAGUCCUUUAAACAUGGAAAGCAAAUGGACAGCGUGUCCUGUGGUGUUUUCACCAUCAUGUUUGCAGAAUGCCACCUUAGUGUCUCCCCCUUCAGGGACUGCUGUCUUUUCACAAAAAGACAGCAAUUGACACAAGAGCUUUGGGCAGCACUAGAUCGCACCAAACGAUGUGGUUCUUGUGUUAAGCUGCUGCAUGGCAAAGGGGUUAAAUGUGGUACCUGUAGUGGGCAUUGCCACACUAUGUGCCUGCAAAAGAAGGGCCUGUGUUUUCUUUGUGCUUAUGACUCUGACGUUGUCCAGGUGGACAACACGGAAGAGGUUGUUGUCGUGGAGAAUGCUACCUACACUCAGAUGGAAGCAGAGACCACAGAGAAAGGAGUUGCAGAUGGUGGCCUGGCACAAGAAUCAGCGGCCGCAGAGGGGGAACAAGUAUUAUUUGAAGUGGAGAGUGUUCUCCGAAUAUCUGAUGGGACCAAGGCCAAAAGAUAUACAGUGACAAGGGAGGAACUGUUUAGAAGGUGUGGGUCACCAGAGUGCUAUUCAUCCAAUGCUCUGGUGGCCUACUUAAGGAAAGGCAAGAGCCAAAAAGAGGUGCUCAUGGCCAAGUUGCACAAGUCGGAGGUCAAGCCAGGACCACGAAUAAGGCUGUCAACAAGUGUCAGCAAGUUGUGUGAAGAGGAAUGUGUGACCCUUUCAGAGGAUCUGAACUUCCUGGCAGCAAAGUUCCUCCCCAUCACCAAAAUCAGCCAGACCUGUCUGGAGGAGGGUGAUGGGUUACAUGAGGCCAUUGCAAAAACUGAAAACUGCAGGAAGACACUGGGACACCUCCUGACCACCAUGGAGGCCAAUUGGCAAAAUUAUGGCCUGGCCACUCAUGGCCUUGGUCCCCAAAUGUUGAAGGGCACCUUUGCCCUGAUCGACACCUAUCUGGCCAAAAAAAUUUAAAUUUUGGAGACCCAGAAAUAAAAGACAAACAAGCCAGUCUCCAACCGGCCCAAUAACUGUAUAUCAAGUGUUCAACAUGUUCAAUAAAAUCAGUCCUUUGA
Fundulus heteroclitus (mummichog) is the source of this 4473-nucleotide messenger RNA. RefSeq lists its product as uncharacterized. The transcript has 15 exons. The record is from RefSeq and is a predicted model, not a curated record. Lineage: Eukaryota; Metazoa; Chordata; Actinopteri; Cyprinodontiformes; Fundulidae. The coding region runs from base 3326 to 4372 and encodes 348 amino acids.